CCAACAUUCAACUUAGACCGCCAUCUUUGACCACCACAGUGCCACCAACAACAAUGGAGCUCACCCCGGCAUCUUCUGCGCGUCACUUUAUGAAAGUCCACGUCGAGAUCCCUCCUUCUCCUCUUCGCCUAUAUCACAGGCCUACCUUUGCUUCCCCCCUUCCUACCACCAGCAGUUGCAUCAAAGAAAACACGGCUCUCUCAAGAAUACCCAGUAAUAAUAUAGUUUCGCUUAACUAUACGAUGAAGAGAAAAGCAGAUGAUCAAGAGACAGCUGGGUCUGCCAAGAAAGCUAAAUCGAUUCCUACGGGUGCCCCAGGUGUGUACUGCCAUCAGUGUAAUAAAAAGCGCGAUCCUAUCGACUGUCUUCAAUGCACCUCGACACAAACGCGUGCUGGUCAAGCCGCGUCGCGUCGUUGCAGCGUGAAAUUCUGCCGUACAUGCCUCAAGAAUCGAUACAACGAAGAUUUGGACACCCUCAAGCUGUCUGAUGGCUCAGUCGGUAAAGAGGGCCAUACUAAAGAAGCAAGCUACGUAUUCAAAUGCUAUAAAUGUAGGGACAUUUGCAACUGUUCCCGCUGCAGAAAGGUUAAAGGACUGGCACCUAUUGGGAACCAACUACAUAUUGCCCGUAAGGAAGACAGCAAAUCUUUAGGACCUACUAUCGCGAAAGCCAUUUCUUCUGCAAACAACGACUCCGGGAGACCUACCACUGCUGAGGCCCGUACCACUACUGUCAAGAAGACGAAGAAGAGAGUCACGCCAAGUCUAGCCUGGACCAGUAUAAAAUCAAAUCUCAGCGCUGUUGACGCUGAAGCACGGAUUUUCAUCAGAGAAUUUGUUCUACGCUUUGCACAGUCAACGGGAUCAGGUAUCAGUAAAGCGCAUCUUGAAGAGAUGGCUCAUAUCGGAGGAAGCGGAUGUGCAAGCGAAGAUGACGAAUUGGUCGAAUGGAUAAGCGAACCUGCCGUCAAGUCCAUUCUCUUGUGGCUGUUGGGUCUUUUAUCGUCUGAAGAAUGCGAUGGGGCUAUCGUAAAGCUGAUCAAAGUCUGCUAUAAAGAUAUCCGAGGAUCAGGUGCUAACCUCAACAAAAUGUGGGAUAUUCUCGCUGUCCUGCGUCAUUCUAUCGAGAAUAUCAAGCACACUGUCUUCAUACCCGACCCUCUGCCCUGUCCGGACUCGGCAGUAACGCAUAACACUCGCAGUGCGCGAGGUUCGAACCGUCCCUACAACUCGAUUUUCAUUGCAUCUUCCGCACAACUAGUUCCUAUCGUCCUCAGUCUCGUAGAGGCUGUGCUUCAGACACAAGCUAUUAGAGCCGAGAUCGAGGAUGGUGUGAAGCUUGGAAAAGAUCAGACUAGAGAAAAGCAAGAAGCUGUGAGAAAGGAACACGAACGGUGGGAAGGUAUGAAAGGGUCUGCAGAUGGUAAAAAAGGCUUCGAGGUGCAAGAGCUCAGACUGAAACGUCGUGAGCAUAAAGAAAUCAUCGAAAACUUGGACCGCGCGCUCAAAGUUGCCUCUCACGAUUUCUCUCUGCGCUCGGGUCCUUUGGGUACAGACGGAGAUGGUAGGAUCUACUGGGCCCUCUCACCUGGCGUAAACGAUCGCCAAUACGCUAUGCAGCUUGUUUCCGCGAUGGCAGCUGGGACAAAGAAACCCAAGAAAAGGAGAGGUUGUACUCGCGCAGGGAAGGACGGAUCAUCUCUGUUGGACUGGUCGUCUUUCAUCGCUGUUUGGGGCCAGAAGCCGAAGACGGGUAUGCUUUUAACCCACGAAGAUGACAGUGCUGAGGAUACGGAGAUGGACCAAUGGUGGGGCUUCUCGGACCCUGAGGACAUCAGAAAGCUGGCGGAUUGGCUUUCCAUUGUUUCAGGCCUGGAAGAAGAUGGGUCAGAAAGCCCCUCGACCGUCAAUGAUGCCGUCAGAAAUGGCAAUUCUGUCAAAGCUCUCGUUCAUAAUUUGAAGGACUAUGCCACCGUUUUGGCGUGGAGAUGCAAGGAUGAGAUUGAAUAGAUUUCAGCUCGUUGGAGAAUGCUUCUGUUACUUAUCAUUAUUUCUUUCCUCGGUCUGUUAUGAUACCUUGACGUUGGCGUAGAUAAUUCUCAAAAUACAUUUGUAUACCGGUGCUGCAAUGUUACAGCCAACUCUUCUUGCCCUAUCG
Messenger RNA from Guyanagaster necrorhizus, 2160 nucleotides. RefSeq lists its product as uncharacterized. The transcript is spliced from 6 exons. Gene Ontology annotation, cellular component: nucleus. The coding region runs from base 54 to 2012 and encodes 652 amino acids. NCBI's taxonomy places the organism in Eukaryota, Fungi, Basidiomycota, Agaricomycetes, Agaricales, Physalacriaceae. Gene Ontology annotation, biological process: regulation of DNA-templated transcription. The record is from RefSeq and is a predicted model, not a curated record.